AUGGCGCCACCAGAGGUUGCCUUAGGAAUUCCAUGGCUGCUCUUGGAGCUGUCGGCUGUGGUGAUUGCGCUUCAUGGAGUUGCUGCCGUUUGCACUGAAUUUGUCUUUCAGACCGAAGGCUUCGUUUUCGGCUUGUUCUACACCUUCGCUCAAUGUCUAACUUUCGCUGUGCUGGCGCUGGCGAAGUGUGCAAUCAGAGGAAUCCCGACACUGCAUGUCUCAGCUCUUCGUGGUUCCGCGAUUGCUGGGUUGGCGAUGACCGUUUCCCAUGGCUGUGGAAUUCUGUCGUACAUCUACAUCAAUUACACGACAGCCAUGGUCUUCAAGAGCGCAAAAGUGCCCAGUGUCUUGCUCGGCGCGAGAUGGAUCAACAAAGCGGCUUUGACAGCCCGAGAGCUCUUUUGGGCGCUGUGCAUGAUGAGCGGGUUACUCCUGUUUGCCCUUGGAGAUGGACUGGAGUCAGCACGAUUUACAGUGCUGGGGCUUGUUUUCAUUGCCGUCAAUUUGGCGGGCAGCACGUUGACGGCGAACUUGCAGCAAAGCGUUUUGCAGCCAUCAGCGAGUGUGGCACCUUCUGUGCAUGGCCUCAUGUUGGUACAGUAUGCGACAGCCUCAGUCGUGCUCUUCUUGCAGACAUCAAUCACUGGCGAGUGUUCGGAUGCCGUGCGAUGGUACCUUCGCAACCGAUCUGCUGCAUUCUACACGUGCCUGGACAAUGUGCUCACAUACUUGGGCCUAGAAGCCGUGAUGUGCAUCACGAAGGAGUUUGAUGCCACACGAGCGAACGUUGUGUGCUCUGGGAGGAAGGCGAUCACUUUCGUGUUUUCAUAUUUCUUCUUCCCCAAGCCCUUCAGCAUGUUGCACCUGUUCGGCCUUGUCUUGACCAUCCUGGGCGGCUGGAGCUUGCAACAAGCAAAGUGGCACGAGAAAAAGACGGCGGCGGUCGAAGAUGAGCUGAGCAACGCCGCAUCAGUGGACAAGGUCCAAGAAGUCACCGAGCAAUUGGCAGAGUUUCUCGUGAAGUUUAGUUCCGAUGAGCAAUAUGCCAUCUUGACACCGUUCCUGUCCAUGCUGGACACCGGCGAUGAAUUCGUUGAGCCGCACAUUGAUGAAGCUCGGAAGUUCAUCUGUCAUUACCUCGCCGUCUUCUCGCAGUGCGAGCGAGAUUUGAUCCUGGAGAAAUGGCGACCUGCGUUUGACACUGCAUCUUUGAAUUCGGCAACAGAGUCGCUGACACCGUCGGUGACACCGCCUGGUUCUGUGACACCAACCGUUGUCACUCCUCGAGAGUUUCUCAGCGCACGGCGCGAGGUGAACGAGGUGUACCACAGCCAUUCUCCAUGUGGCGAGGCAGAGAGAUCUUGA
Messenger RNA from Symbiodinium sp. CCMP2592, 1365 nucleotides. The record is from the annotation of a GenBank genome assembly. NCBI's taxonomy places the organism in Eukaryota, Dinophyceae, Suessiales, Symbiodiniaceae.